CCCGCGGCGAGACGGAAGGGAAAUCUCGCGAGGUUUGGAGCUAAUAAGCCCGUGCGGCGCGGGGAGGGAAGCCCCUUUCGGCUCCUGGCUGCCCAAGAUGGCGCCCAAAGCGAAGAAGGAGGCCGUGCCGCCCAAGACGGAGGCGAAGGCCAAAGCGCUGAAGGCCAAGAAGGCCGUCCUGAAAGGAGUCCACAGCCACAAGAAGAAGAAGAUCCGCACGUCGCCCACCUUCAGGAGGCCCAAGACCCUGCGCCUGCGGCGGCAGCCCAAAUACCCCCGGAAGAGCGCCCCGAGGAGAAACAAGCUUGACCAUUAUGCCAUUAUCAAGUUCCCUUUGACCACAGAAUCGGCAAUGAAGAAGAUAGAGGAUAACAAUACUCUUGUUUUCAUCGUCGAUGUCAAGGCAAACAAGCACCAGAUCAAACAGGCAGUCAAGAAGCUGUAUGAUAUCGAUGUGGCCAAGGUCAACACCUUGAUAAGGCCUGAUGGGGAGAAGAAGGCUUACGUCCGACUGGCUCCCGACUACGAUGCCCUGGAUGUGGCCAACAAGGUGAGUGAUAUUUGAAGCUGUCAGCUCCCAUCUGCUGCCUCAGAUUUGCUGUACCUCCUUCUUCUUGGUGUGCACGUGAGGCACUUGUGCUUAACGCACGCCAGUGCUGCUGCAGAGUAGUUUGCAGUUAAGUGGGAUCGUAGGGUGGUUAAGCAAGAACAAAUGCUGUCUGAUAAAACCUUCUUCUGCCUGUAUGAGGUCAGGGGAGUUACUGACAGAGCUGCAGUUCUUGCUCUCCUCCAGGGAGGGGCUCCACUCCACAGGGCUGCGUGAAUUUUACAAUACUGAGGAGGAUGCAGAAACUGCCUCAGGGUGAAGUGGUGUCUGUUCUAAUAGUGUUCACAGACAGAGACGUUGGCAGCGCUCCUCGGAAAGGAGAACGUGCUGUCACAAGCACUGCUAGGGCCUGGGUGAGGGAUUGCUGCUGUGCAGGUGGCUCUGCUGCUGGAAAUGGCCAGGUGGUUUGGUCCUUGAUGGCUGUGGGAAGCAGGAGGCUGUGGUGGUAGGUGUUGGAGGUGGGGAAGGUGGCUGUAAGGAUUAACAUGAGAGUCACAGCGGAGCAGAUGAAUACGUCAGCUGUGUGAGGCGCUGGGCGAGUCUGGUAGGAAGAAGCCUGUUUCCAGAGGAAGGAAUCCUGGGGAGAUGCAGCUGCGUCAGUGAUGGUGGAGGCUCUGCCUUUCUGCCUCCAUAACAUCUGUUUUAACAUCUUUUGCUUCUUUCCAGAUUGGAAUCAUCUAAACUGCAUCUACCAAGGACUGUACAGACAGGAUAAUAAACCCUGUAAAACCA
Messenger RNA from Tympanuchus pallidicinctus (lesser prairie-chicken), 1339 nucleotides. It is a transcript of the gene RPL23A, whose product is annotated as ribosomal protein L23a. Lineage: Eukaryota; Metazoa; Chordata; Aves; Galliformes; Phasianidae. Gene Ontology annotation, molecular function: rRNA binding; structural constituent of ribosome. The coding region runs from base 98 to 565 and encodes 155 amino acids. The record is from RefSeq and is a predicted model, not a curated record. Gene Ontology annotation, biological process: translation; ribosomal large subunit assembly. Gene Ontology annotation, cellular component: cytosolic large ribosomal subunit; ribosome. The transcript is spliced from 4 exons.